AUGACGUCGACGGCGACAUGUGGGGAUGCGCGGGACACUGCGGCCGGGUCAGGUUGCUUGACUUCUGACGGAUGGGCGGAUGUGGGGCCCCCGGCGAUGUUGGGUGGCAAAGAGGCGGAGGGGGCGACGGGUGCGGCGGUCAUGACUUGUUUGGGCGAGUAG
This is a messenger RNA of Chondrus crispus (carragheen), 162 nucleotides long. RefSeq lists its product as hypothetical. Lineage: Eukaryota; Rhodophyta; Florideophyceae; Gigartinales; Gigartinaceae. The record is from RefSeq and is a predicted model, not a curated record. The coding region runs from base 1 to 162 and encodes 53 amino acids. The transcript has a single exon.